Messenger RNA from Hypomesus transpacificus, 2696 nucleotides. RefSeq names its product kelch-like protein 9. The transcript has 9 exons. The record is from RefSeq and is a predicted model, not a curated record. The coding region runs from base 79 to 2289 and encodes 736 amino acids. Gene Ontology annotation, cellular component: Cul3-RING ubiquitin ligase complex. NCBI's taxonomy places the organism in Eukaryota, Metazoa, Chordata, Actinopteri, Osmeriformes, Osmeridae. Gene Ontology annotation, molecular function: ubiquitin-protein transferase activity; cullin family protein binding. Gene Ontology annotation, biological process: regulation of cytokinesis; protein ubiquitination.
UGGUUUGCUCACCCCAGUGUUGAGAGAACAUCCAGCUUCUGCACUGAGCAUUCAGAAACUGGGUUAUUCUAGGUGUGCAUGCUGGAGGGCGACCGGAGAGUGAGUCUGUUGAGGAGGAUAACUUCAAGGAGUUCUUCACAGAGACAUCAGCAGCAACGCCAACAAAUACCAGAGCACAUGGGCGGAGAUGACAGUGGACCGGGGAAACUGCACCGCAGGUUGUCUCGUCUGGGGAGCCGGAACCACAACAGAGCCCCGCCCCCCCAGCCUGCCCCGCCCCCCCAGCCUGCCCAACCCCCCCAGCCUGCCCAACCCCCCCAAGCUGCCCAGCCAAACAGACCCUCUGCUCAGGAGGACAGACCAGCACCUCCUGUUCCUAAACCUCUACCCCCAGCACAAUCAGAACUAGCCUCCAAAGCUGGUGAGACCCCCUCAAAACUCACCCCUGUCACACAGAAGCCAAAACCCCCCCCUCGGCCCCUGAAUAGGGUGUUCAGCAGCACAGCGCAUGGGGCGGCCAUCUUGCAGGGACUUGAGCAGCUCAGAGGAGACAAGGCACUGUGUGACGUCACCCUGGUGCCGGGGGACAGCAGUGACACGUUUCCAGUGCACCGAGUCAUCAUGGCAUCCGCCAGUGACUACUUCAAGGCCAUGUUCACAGGGGGAAUGAGAGAGCAGGAGAUGAGGGAGAUCAAGCUGCACGGCGUGAGCAAAACAGGCCUAAAGAACAUCAUAGACUUCAUCUACACCUCCAGGGUGAACCUCUGCUUGGCCAACCUCCAGGACACACUGGAGGCGGCCAACUUCCUGCAGGUGCUGCCUGUCCUGGGGUUCUGCAACGAGCUCCUGAGCAGCGAGAUCACCAUCGAUAACUGCAUAGAGGUGGAGCGCAUCGCCGCAGACAUGCUCCUGGAGGAGGUGCAGGUGAACAUCGGGGAGUUUGUGUGUCAGAACCUCCCGGAUCUGGUGCAGAGCGGCCGCUACCUGCAGCUCUCCCAGACCAGCCUGGCUUAUGCCCUAGCCAGCGACUCCUUGAAGGGUUUCUCCGAGAUGGAGCUGUACCGCAUUGCCAGGGCCUGGCUGGACCACGACCCGCCCGCCCGCCGCUCCUCCGUCUACGCCCUGAUGCGCCACAUCCGCUUCCCCCUCAUGAGCCCCAUGGAGCUCAUGCAAAUCUCCCAGGAGGACGAGGGCACCAACGGGAACACCGUGAUGCGCUCCGACACUGCCUGCGUCAACCUCCUGCUGGAGGCCAGCAACUACCAGAUGAUGCCCUUCCUCCAGCCGGCACUGCAGACCGAGCGCACGCGCAUCCGGUCGGACGCCAGGCACCUGCUGGCGCUGGGCGGCGUGAUGCGGCAGCAGCUGGUGGUGAGCCGAGAGCUGCGUCUCUACGAUGAGGAGAGCGGCCACUGGAGGGCGCUCCAGCCCAUGGAGGUGCCUCGCUAUCAGCAUGGCGUGGCGCUGCUAGGGGGCUUCCUCUACAUUGUCGGGGGCCAAAGCACCUAUGACACCAAGGGCAAGACGGCGGUGGACAGCGCGUACCGAUACGACCCGCGCUUCAACAGGUGGCUGCAGGUAGCGUCGCUGAACGAGAAGAGGACCUUCUUCCACUUGAGCGCUCUCAAGGGGAGGAUCUUUGCUGUGGGGGGUAGGAACGCCUCGGGAGAGAUUGACUCAGUGGAGUGCUACGACCUUAGGAAGAACGAGUGGACGUUUGUGUCGCAUAUGAUUGAGCCCCACUACGGCCACGCAGGGACCGUCCAUGGGGAGCUGAUGUACGUCUCAGGUGGCAUCACCCGAGACACGUUUCAGAAGGAGCUGUAUUGCUACGACCCCGACACAGACUCCUGGAGCCGGAGGGCGGACAUGACAGAGCUGCGUGGCCUGCACUGCAUGUGCACUGUGGGCGACCGCCUCUUUGUCAUGGGCGGUAACCACUUCCGAGGCAGCAGCGACUACGACGACGUGCUGGGCUGUGAGUACUACAGCCCCGCCGCCGACCAGUGGACAGUGGUGGCGGCCAUGCCUCGCGGCCAGAGCGACGUGGGCGUGGCUGUGUUCCAGGACCAGAUCUAUGUGGUGGGCGGCUACUCAUGGAACAGCCGCUGCAUGGUGGACAUUGUGCAGCGCUAUGACCCCCAGACAGACGAGUGGGACCGGGUGUUCAACGUCCUAGAGCCCCUGGGGGGCAUCCGGUCCUGCACCCUGACUGUGCAUCUGCCUGAGGGAGCCGUGGACGACGCCCAGAUACAGGACUGCCCGCUGCCUGCGGCUGCCAAGACAUGAAAGCGGAUCCUUCCAAGGACUCACUUGACUCUUUAAACCAGGGUUUGCCCCCCCCUGCACUAAAUGCUCAUGCUGCACUGCUGAAGUAUUACGUUUUGGCUUUUGGCUCUUCUGUUUCAUUGUUGGAUUAUGAUCCCUACAUAUGAGCUCCCACAUUAACAGCCCAAUAUAGUAAAUUGGUACAGAUGCAUCAAUAACAAGUUUGCAACAUAUGUGACCUAUGCUCUUUUGUAAAGCUCUCUCUUGGAAGUCGCUUUGGAUAAAAGCGACCGCUAAAUGCAUGAAUGUAAAUGUAAAUGUAAACAUGACUUUUAAUGUUUUUGUUUUUUUGACAUAGGAUUUGAUUUAGGAUUAUUUGGCUUUACUCAUGAAACAAUUUUUCAUUCAUAAUAAAAAUACUAAGGUAC